AUGAGUGUAAAACACACGGAACUUGAUCUCACCUGGCGUCACGCACGUUCAUUUGAUGAAUAUCGCAAGCUCCAGCAACGUUUAUUGAAGAAAUUACAACAUGGUCACUUUUGUGAUGCCGAUUGUCCAUGGUUGUAUGGAUUUCUAAAGAGUUAUUUUCCCAAGAAACUAGUGUUUACAAUCUCGAGUGCUCGAGUCGUGGAGCAACGUAAGGAAACACUUGAGCGGUUCUUUUCAGCACUGAAUGGAUUUCUAAUUGACAAGAAAAACCUUAGUUGUUCAGUACUUACGACUGUAUUUGCAGAUGAACUUGUCAAGUUUAUCUAUGAAGACGCAUUGCAGCAAUAUGGACUUGAAAACCCAAUCAAAUCGACUGUACUAGAGAAGAACAGGCUAACAUUGACUGGAAGGAAUAACUUGAAAUGGAAAGAGCCUGUUACACCGAUGAAGAAACGUUUGCUGGAGUGCGAGUCGAAGCAGCAACAACAGUAUGAUAGAUCAUCUUUAUUGACUAACUCGACUAUGGAUUCCAUCACUGAUGACAAUAUUGUCAACGAUUUGAAUAGUGGAAACUGCGGCAUUUGUGGCUCACCGCUAUGUGGUGUCGCCCACGGAAACUCGCCAUCGAGUACGGAGGUGGGCGGGUCGCCAUUUUCUGAAAAUACUAGCAACAAUAACAGCAGCGUGUUCUCCCUGCCGUGGUCAAGAACGCCUACGACGAAUGGAAGCAGGCGUAGCGGCAACGCCAACGAUUUUGGUGGCUCUCGACGAAGCAAAGGCAGCGCAAGUCGACGUCGUGCUGCCACGUACUACUUGACGACAUUGAGUUGCAGCCAUCAGUUCCAUGAUGAAUGCAUCGUGCCAAAGCUAAACGAGGCGUUGGAAUGUCCGACCUGUGGGCGCAUACAGACCAAACUUUGA
Messenger RNA from Peronospora belbahrii, 921 nucleotides. The record is from the annotation of a GenBank genome assembly. Lineage: Eukaryota; Oomycota; Peronosporomycetes; Peronosporales; Peronosporaceae.